AUGUCAAGGAAGGAAUCGACAUUUCCAGAUGAUAAUGAGGAAAGACCUUACAAAUGUACUGUUUGUAAUAGAGGGUUUCAUAGAUUGGAACAUAAAAAGAGACAUAUGCGUACACAUACUGGUGAGAAACCUCAUAUGUGUAAUUUCCCAGGUUGUGGUAAAAGUUUCAGUAGAAGUGAUGAAUUGAAGAGACAUCUAAGAACACAUUCGGGUAAUACUAGUCGUAAUUCUAAAAGAUUUAAUAAUAGAGGAAUUCAAGGUCCAAUGGUUAAUGUUUAUGAAGAAAAUGGACAAACUAUAAUCUUCCCACAGCCUGUUGGAACACCAGUACAAACCAUGGCAAUUAAUAUUCCAACCAUGAAUAAUGGAAUCUUUUCACCAACCCCUCAACCUGGUAUUUUCCCAAUGAUGGUUCCUUUCAUGAGUACGGGUUAUCAAACUUAUCCAACUUAUAUGACUGGAAUGCCGCAAUCACCAAUGCAAUAUGCCAUGCCACAAUCAAUGACUCCUCCUCCACCAUCUCAACAACAACAAACUUCUAUACCAAUGUCACAACAGACCAAUUUUAAUAACAUUAAUAAUACUGCAUAUUAUCCACAAUAUCAAGGUUUUGUAACUUCAAACAGUUCGAUGACACUAAGCGAUGUAUCUUCUGUUUUCUCUAACAACAAGCUUCCAAGUAAUGCUAAUAAUAAUCAAAGCAAUAAUAUGAAUAACAAUAUAUUAUCAGUGAUAGAAUCACCUCGUUCGGAAUUAAAUGAGGUAGACGUAGUAAUUCCAGAAGCAAAGACUACUACCCAAAAAUUUUCAUCGACUAUUAAGAAUGCUUUAAGUGUUCUUCCUGUAAUUAAACCAAUUACUUAUAAAGCAAAGAAAGGGAAAAUUCUGAAGCCAACAUCGGGUAAUGAGCUGAGAUCUGUGUCGAACACAAACAGUAUCAUAUCUAUAAACACAGCAUUAACUAAUAACAAACAUUUUGAUCAUGAAGAUAUAACUACUACAGAUAAUGCUAUUCCAAGAUUGAGCAAAAAAGAUUCAACUUUCUUAGAGGUUAGUCUGGGUCCAAGAGGUAGAAUAAGACAAAAGGCCGACUUUCAUCUUUCAACUGAUGAAGAUGAUACAUCUUCUGAUGAAGAGAGGAAAGUUAAUGACAGCAGUAGUGUCUUAACAAAUAAAAGCUUAUCAAGCUCUACAAACUUUGAUGUACAAUUGCCACCAAUGAGAAAUAUUCUAAAUCAGAUAGAUGUUUUUAACAAACCUGUCAAUUAA
Maudiozyma barnettii is the source of this 1269-nucleotide messenger RNA. RefSeq names its product Mig2p (gene MIG2). Gene Ontology annotation, cellular component: cytoplasm; nucleus. The record is from RefSeq and is a predicted model, not a curated record. Gene Ontology annotation, molecular function: RNA polymerase II cis-regulatory region sequence-specific DNA binding. The transcript has a single exon. NCBI's taxonomy places the organism in Eukaryota, Fungi, Ascomycota, Saccharomycetes, Saccharomycetales, Saccharomycetaceae. Bases 1 to 1269 code for a protein of 422 amino acids.